This is a messenger RNA of Orbilia oligospora ATCC 24927, 618 nucleotides long. RefSeq lists its product as uncharacterized. Lineage: Eukaryota; Fungi; Ascomycota; Orbiliomycetes; Orbiliales; Orbiliaceae. The transcript is spliced from 2 exons. Bases 1 to 618 code for a protein of 205 amino acids. The record is from RefSeq and is a predicted model, not a curated record.
AUGAUUGGUUUUGCCCUCAUCGCCGUCGCCUCUCUGGCUUCCUCUUCCCUCGUCGCUGCUCAGCAGAACGGCGUCGGAAUCGGAAACCAGACUAUCAUCCCAACCUCGGUCGACGUUAACACCCGUAACGGCUGGUGUCGCUCCGAAAAGGAUACUUGCACCACUCUCUGCUCCAAGAACUGGACCACCAACGAUUGCGACCAGAACACUCUUGAAGUCUCUUGUGUCUGCGCCGAUGGUUCCAAACCCGAGUUGGUCAACUACAGGAAUACCCUGCCGUUCUUCAUCUGCCAGGAAUACAUCGCCCAGUGUGUCGCUGGAAACGCUACGGAACCCACCCUCCAAAACAUCUGCAGAAACACAAAUACCUGCGGCAACCUAGACCCCGCCGACUUUGUCCCAUCAACCACCAUCCGAACCACUGCUCCUGCCCCAUCAACCACCGGCUCAUCUACGGGCGGUACCAACACCCCCGCCACCACAACCGGUAGCACUGAUGCCCCCGCCACCACCUCCCCCAACGCCGCUGGCUCUCUCGACCCCCCAUCCUUCGGCUUCCCUCGCAUGGUUGCCCUCCUCUCGGCUUUGGGAGUCGCUGGUGCCGGUUUCAUCCUGUAA